UGUGCUGGUAAUUGAUGAAUUUCACAUGCUUUUCGAUGCAAGUCGUGGCCCAUUGGUCGAACAGAUUGUUGGCAAAAUGCUAUAUAUUUCACAAUUUCUGAAUGCAACGCUGCCAAAUUUGAACGAGCUGAGCGACUGGUUGAACGCCCAGAAAUAUCAAACACAGUUUCGUCCGGUGGAAUUGAACGAACUGAUAAUGUGUGGAUCGGAGCUGUAUGAUACAAAUACAAUGGAAAUUGUGCGCUCAAUGCCGGCCGAAUUUGCUGUCCCAAAUGAUAGUGAACAAAUCGUACAGUAUGCGUUUUCAGAAUUAAAUUAG
This is a messenger RNA of Gongylonema pulchrum, 319 nucleotides long. Lineage: Eukaryota; Metazoa; Nematoda; Chromadorea; Rhabditida; Gongylonematidae. The record is from the annotation of a GenBank genome assembly.